GUUUAUUGGCUGAGAAAAUAUAAUAUUCUUCCCUGGCCCUGCCUCUGCCUUGUUCUCUCCAACGCAGCUGCAGCUGCAGCUACAGCUACUACUAGCUAUGUAGGAGAUGUCAUAACAAGAAAUCAAACCAGUAAUCGAUUUCUCCGGAAGUCCAGUUUCUGAGUCCCCAACUCUUCGCCCGUUUAUACUCCCUCUCUCUGCCACCGCCUGCAACAUCAAUAUAGAGAGAGGCAAUAAACAAAAUGAAAGAAGAAAGCAGCCCUUGCCUUUCCGGCAUUCAAACAGACCUUUGUUUGCUUUUGGAUAGGCUGGUUGCGAGAAGGAUAGUAGUCUUUCAGGCACCUUCUGAUCCUUUCUUCACUCUCUUCUUCUUGCUGCUGUCUCUUUCCCUUCCUUCUCUUUUGACUGAAUAGUCGCACAGUCGUGUAGAAUCAAUCCUUGUUCCAGUAUUCUCCGCCAUUGCUGGGAAAACAAGAAACCCUCCUCCGCUUUUCUUCACUUGAAGAUGAUGCAGUCGUCCAUGGGCGAGAUCGACACCAAACACAUCGAAUCCGUUCAGGUAGCUCUUACCAUUUUCGAAGAGAAAGGGGACAAUCAGAAAAAAUUCGCCCCCACCCGGAGUACUAUUAAUCACACCAACUCCAUCCUUGAUCAGGCAGCAAAGGAAGGAAAGGACAUGAAUGGGCUCUCAAAGGAGUUGUCAAACUGCAAACUCCAACUCGAGGCAAAAGACUCGGAGCAAUCGCAGCUCCUCCACAGGAUUGAGCACUACAAGAACACAGUAGAGCAACUCACUCUUGUGUUGCAAAACUGCGAGUCCGACAAAGAGUUCCACAUCCAACAGCACCAUGAAGCCACCCUCCGGCUAAACGAGCUGGAGCCGAGGGCCAGGGAGCUCGGGGACCAAGCUGUCAAAUUGAGGGAGCAACUCUCCGACGUCCUCCAUCAGCUCAAAUGUAGCCAGGACGAGAUGCUCGGCAUCCAAGCCGAGCUCGCUGCCCUCAAGGACGAGAAAAACAAGGCCCUUGCAAGGGCUGAGGCUAUGGAAUCCAUGUCCAACUCCAACAAGGGGAGAGCCGAGGAGCUGCUGAAGCAAGUGGCUGAUGCUCAAGUGGAGAUGGCACUCGUCAAGUCGGAGCUCAUAAAGAUGAGGUCAAAGGUUGUUGUGGCCGAGGCAGUUGAGGCCAGAGCCAAGAAGCAAGGUGGUCUUGGGUUGGUGAAACGGCCAAUGCAUCUUACUCCAACCCCACAGCUUCAUGGCCCGCAACAUAACAUUCAAUGCAUAGCAUCUGAAGGCAACAAUAGUACUGAUGAGAAUUGUGAAGGGGGAGGAGGGAAGGUCAUGAUUUCAUUGGCUGAUUACGAGGCAUUGGUAGAGAGAGCUUCGACGGCGAACCAGAGUUUGUGGAAGGGCUAUGAUCAGUCAGCUUCGGAGUUGAGAGCUGAGUUGGAAGGUGCAAUGUCCAAGAUUGGAGACUUGAGGACAAGGGCAGAGCAGGCAGUGACAAGAGCUGAUGCAGCGGAGAAGGCCAAAGUUGAAGUUGAGGAGGCGCUGAGGAAGCUGCGGGAAAGGAAGCAGAAGAGGAAGGCAGCGCUGGCUGCACUAAGGGAGGAAUCCUUGUCUGCCAAGUUCAUUCGGUUGCCUACUACUGCAACUACUUAUUGUGCUCCUAAUAAAUCAGUUGAAUCUUCUCAGCCGUUGGGUAAGAUUCUGAACCUCACUUACUAGCUGGAUCUGGCCGAGUCUUCGUUCUGUGUAUUGAUCUUAAGACGUGAAAAUUCCAAUGUUUUUUCGUGGAACCCUUUUUUUUUUUUUUUUUUUUUUGUCUUUUGGAAAGGAAUAUGGAUAUGAUUGGUUUGAGUCAAGCUUAUACAUUUUCUGAAGAAUUCAGUUACAUGCUUACAUGAAAUAAAGUUCAUUUCUUUUGAGCACUUCUUACAUCAUUUAUACGGUUAGCCAGCCCGUCUGGAUCUUGUAUGGUGAUUGUACCUACCAUCUCACUCUAGACAUAGAUCAAGCCUGAGACUACUCCUUCUUGGUCAAUUCAUGUUUUAUUUUUACCAGCAAGGAACCCGCUCGCUUGCGCUUCGCGCUAAAUGAAAAGUUCUAUUUAUA
This is a messenger RNA of Linum trigynum, 2116 nucleotides long. The record is from the annotation of a GenBank genome assembly. Lineage: Eukaryota; Viridiplantae; Streptophyta; Magnoliopsida; Malpighiales; Linaceae.